CCCACUAACACCUGGAAGAGUCCAGGAAAUCUCAAGAUGUUGGAGACGUAUGUUACUCCGCUCUUGAUGAGUUAUGUGAACCGAUACAUAAAGAACCUGAAGCCAUCAGACCUGCAGUUCUCACUAUGGGGAGGGGAUGUGGUCUUGAGCAAGCUGGACCUGAAGCUGGAUGUCCUGGAGCAGGAGCUGAAGUUGCCCUUUACGUUCCUCAGUGGUCACAUUCAUGAACUCAGAAUGCAUGUUCCAUGGACCAAGCUGGGUUCAGAACCAGUGGUCAUCACCAUCAACACAAUGGAGUGCAUCCUCAAACUGAAGGAUGGGGCCCAGGAUGACCACGAGAGCUGCGGCUCCAGCUCCACCAGCCGCAGCGCCUCAGAGAGCUCCAAGUCGUUGGCCAAGCAGCGCCGAAUCCAACAGGCUUCUCCCAGUGACCCAGACCUGCCCCCAGGAUAUGUUCAGAGCCUGAUCCGACGUGUGGUCAACAAUGUCAACAUCGUAGUGAACAACCUCAUUCUGAAGUAUGUGGAGGAUGAUAUUGUGCUGUCAGUCAACAUCACUUCGGCAGAAUGCUACACAGUGGACGACCUGUGGGACAGGGCCUUCAUGGAUAUCGCUGCUCCUGAUCUGGUCUUGAGAAAAGUCAUUAAUUUUUCGGACUGCACCGUAUGCCUGGACAAGAGAAACGCCAGCGGAAAGAUUGAGUUCUAUCAGGACCCUUUACUCUACAAGUGCUCUUUCAGGACGCGGAUGCACUUCACCUACGACAACCUCAACUCCAAGAUUCCUGCUGUCAUCAAAAUCCAGACCAUGGUGGAGUCUCUGAAGCUAUCCAUCACAGAUCAGCAGCUACCCAUGUUUAUUCGGGUGAUGGAACUGGCUGUGGCGCUGUACUACGGAGAGAUUGGCGGCCACAAGGAAGGCGAAAGUGAGGACACCAGUGAACAUGCCAGAGAGGCUGUGGUCAGCAUCCCUUACAACCAGGCCGGGGUUGGACAGUACCCGAGCCCCGAUCAGCACAUGCAGCCUGGAGCCGAGGAUGAUGACCAAGGCUGGGUGUCCUGGGCCUGGUCCUUUAUCCCUGCUAUCGUGAGCACAGGAGAGGAAGGUGAAAAUGCCUUCUAUAUGGAGACAGAGGAGGGCGGCGGCCCAGGUGGUACUGUGCAGCACACCCCCAAAGACCCCAUAGUGUCAAUUGGCUUCUACUGCACCAAGGCCUCAGUCACAUUCAAGUUGACGGAGAGCAGCUCAGAGAGUAGCUACUACAGUCCACAGAAGGUCAAAUCAAGAGAAGUGCUCUGUGUUGAACUGGAAGGAAUCACUGUCGAGGCAUUGAUGAUGGGUGAACCAUUCUUCGACUGUCAGAUUGGUUUUGUUGGAUGCCGUGCUCUGUGCUUAAAAGGAAUCAUGGGUGUGAGGGACUUUGAGGAGAACAUGAAUAGACGGGAAGAGGAUGCUGUAUUCUUCAGCUGUGGUGAGAGUCUUAGUACCAAAGGCAUGACGUACCUGACCAACUCCUUGUUUGACUACCGAAGCCCAGAGAACAACGGUGUCCGUGCCGAGUUCAUACUGGACGGCAGUCUUCAUAAAGAGACCUACUCAGAGACUGCUGGCAUGCAGCGCUUUGGUGCUUUUUACAUGGAUUACCUUUACACAAUGGAGAACAGCAGUGGCAAAGUGUCUGUUGGCCCACAGGACUUCCUGUCCGUGGGGAAAGAGGAGGUGGUGGUGCCCCUGGUACAGGAGACUUCUGUUAAGAGACUGGUGGUGGGUCCGUUGGAGGUGCAUCUUCACAGCAGUGCCGUCCACCGCAUCCUUAAGAUGGUGGCCUGCGCCCUUGAUCAUGAGUAUGAACCUUACUGCAAACCCAAGCCAGAUGUGGUGGAGGAGAACAGGGCUCCACCGAGUCAGGAGGAGGUGGCGGCCCUAGAGGAGUUUAUACCCACUCGGCUGACCUCUGUUACGCUGCUAAAAGCCUCUGUUACAGUGUCCAUGGCAGAGUUCAACCUGUUGCAUACCAUUUUGCCCAUCAUUCUUGGACAAAAGGGAGCUCCUUCCCUGACCAACACACCUGUGUUUCAGCCAGUCAGGCCUCUUCCUGCUGUGAGGCUACAGGUGGAUAAAAUAAAUCUGGAGCACUCAGUGCCAAUGUAUGCUCCUGAACUGGUCAGUGUGGUGAGCAGCAUCAGUCAGCCAUCCGACAACCUGCUCCAUCACUGCUAUGCACACUGCUACCUCAAGGUGUUUGGAUUCCAAGCAGGUUUGACACUGAUGGACGGCGACGGAGCCUUUUUGCCUCUCAUUCCCAUCAUCCCCUCCUUCAGCACUGCGCUAUAUGGGAAGUUGCUCCGAUUACCCGCAUACUGGACCAAGAGGUCUUCGGUUCCCAUCACUGAAUGUAUUUUUGAACUCCCCCACUUCACGCUGCAGGCCACCAGAGCCCAGACGAUGCUGCAGCAAGCGAUCUGCCAGAGCUGGACCCACAGUCUGGGAAAUGGAGCCUCCCCAGGGAUCAAUGAAGCCUUGCUCAAUGAGGUCUACAAAGUGUCAGGUGCAAAGUUGUUUAGUCCAGCACCCAUUUUGGAGGGCACGGUCCAAAGCGUGGAGCUCAAGUUCUGUCGCCGGGCAACAGUGCGGUGUGCCUCAGGGACGGUGGGAGCAGUAAAAGUCUGCGCCAGGACCCUAGGAGCAGCAGAGGGGCAAAAGGAACGUCUAGUUCCUCUGCUUCAGGGCCCAUCUGAUACCAAGGAGCUUCACAUGAGUCGUUGGCUUAAUGAAAUCCGGAAGCCUGAAUCACUGCUGGCGCCCGACCUGUUGGCUUUCUCCAUCCAGGUGCCGCAACAAGGAAGCGACUGCCGCAACUCCGGUGCUGUGCUGCUGGUCAGUAUCCAGGGAAUUGCUGUGAAUGUGGAUCCGGUCUUCUGCACUUGGCUGCUACACCAGCCACAAAGAUCUAGUGGCAGCCGACAGUCACAACAGGCUGCAGGGGUGGUUCCCAUGAUGAUGCCCAUGGCCAAAAGGAGGGACGAUGAAGUGUCUGUGGGGAGUGCUCCCCUUGCCAAGCAACCCUCCAAUCAAGCCUCAGAUUACGCCAGCAGCCCUGUCAAAACCAAGACAGUGACAGAAUCUCGACCUCUCUCAGUACCCAUGAAAGUGAUGCCCUCCACCACCGAGACCUCCUGGGUUUCCCCUGAGGAACGCAUGAAGGAACUCAUUGCUAGCGUGUGGGACACUGUCAAACGGCUCACUCUACAGCUGGAGCUGCAGGCCUGCUGUGUUUUUGUGCCCAAUGACAGCCUGCCUUCGCCGAGCACCAUUGUGUGUGGUGAUAUCCCUGGCACUGUGCGUAGCUGGUACCACAACCAAGCCUCCAUGCCUGGUACAGUGGUGGUCUGCUUGCCCCAGAUCAGCGUCAUGAGUGCCGGCCACAAAAACAUGGAACCCUUGCAGGAGAUCCCCUUCACAGUCCCUAGGCCCAUUCUUGAGGAAGGCGACGCGUUCCCAUGGACUGUCUCUCUGAGUCAUUUCAGUGUAUACACUCUGCUGGGACAGCAGCGCUCCCUUAGUUUACUGGAGCCUAUGGGCUGCACUUCCACAUUGGCUGUCACUUCUCACAAGACGCAGCCAACUGCUGGGCCCGAAGGCCGUCAUGCAUUCGUUGUCUGCCUGCACGUGGACCUGGACCCGGUGCACAUCAAGUGCUCCAAUCCGCAGGUGCAGUUGCUGUACGAGCUCUUCCUGAGCUGGAGUUCCACGUGGGAGCGAAUGCAGAGGACAGGUAUGCUGAGGCAGACCUCUGCUCUUCCCGACUCCAGCCCUACACAGGCUGGCCUCCACUCUCCUGUGCACAGCAGUGCCGGUACUGCACCCCCUGACACCAGCACAUGCAGCCCCUCUGCUGACUUUGGAUCUCCAACUGAGGGGGAUUCUGUUCCAGCAGCUGAGGAUUCGCCGUUCUCAGAUACAGUAACGCUGGAGCAGAAGACCAGUAGUAUUGGCGGGGCCAGUGGAAAGGUCAGCCUGUGGAUGCAGUGGAUGCUUCCAAAGGUAGCCGUAAAUCUGUUUGCUCCCGAUCCGACUGCCAAAAAAACAGAGAUUUGUGUGAUUGCGGAGAUGGAGGAUCUGAGCGCCUCAGUGGAUAUGCAGGACAUCUACACCAAGGUCAAGUGCAAAGUUGGCAGCUUCAACAUCGACCACUACAAGAGCAGCCCCAAGGAGAGCCCCUCCUGUGUGGGCCGCUACGUUGGGGUGGUUCUCUCUUGCACUGACAAGCUGAACAGACGCACAGUGCUUGUUCGACCCGUCAGCAAGCAGGACCCUUUCAGCCACUUCUCUGGCUUCUUUCCUCCUACUGCCGCCAAAGCCCUGGAGGUGUCGCAUCAGCAGCAUGGUUUUCUAUCAGUUACCUACACGCAGGCGGUUACACGCAAUGUGCGGCACAAGCUGACGGCCCGCCAGGAGCGAGGUUCACGUGGCGCCGUUCUGAGCCCGCCACGGAUGAGUGAGAGCACCACGGACGGGUCGCCACAGCACCUGCAUGAGAUACUGCUCACAGCCCAACCUUUUGACCUGGUUCUGUCCUGCCCCCUGCUGGCCACCAUCGCUGGCAUCUUCCGCACGACUCCCCCCCGGCGGCGGCCCAUCAGGGAGCGUGGGCACUCGGUGGGGCAGCCUAUGAGGGGCCAUGCCCUCACCUCCAGCAGCCUGCCUCUCAUUUAUGUCAACACCAGUGUUAUUCGAGUGUUCUGCCCAGGCCCACAGGAGACACACAGUGAGUCACAUGUGAAAAAGGAGGACACUUUGGUGUUGAAGAUUGGUUCAGUCAGUAUGGCCCCACAGGCAGAUAACCCUCUCACCCGCACUGUGCUCCGCAAGGACAUCUACCAACGAGCUCUAAACCUAGGCAUCCUGCGGGACCCUGGCUCAGAGGUAGAGGAUCGUCAGUACCAGAUCGACCUUCAGUCCAUUAAUAUUGGCACUGCCCACUGGGAUCAACUCCGACCUGAGAAAGAGGGCACCAAGGGUGGCACGGCAGCUGAGAGUGAGAGGAAUUCCCAGAAUCCUGCACUGGAGUGGAACAUGGCCAGCAGUAUAAGGAGACAACAGGAGAGGAGAGCCAUCCUUACACCCAUCCUGACAGACUUCUCUGUACGAGUUACUGCAGCUCCAGCAAUCAUCUUCAGCAAGCCUAUCUCCCCUGACAACAUCCAAGUGGAGGAGAUUGUGGUGUGUGGCCAUUCUCUAGAAGUGAACAUCACCUCCAGUCUGGAGUUCUUCCUCAGUGUGGCACAGGUUCAGCUCCUGCAGCAGUUGCUCAGGGCAAACAUCGUUGGAGCUGACAUUCCAGAGAAAGGAUCAGAGGUUCACAGUCAGGAGCAGCAGGGCAGUUCCACCUCUGGCGCAAGCUCAGCAGACCUCUCUUCACAACGUAGUGCUCAUGGAGCACAGGACAGUGGAUUUGGCAGCGACAGCGCCCGACUACGCAUCGUCCAGAUUGAACAACAGAGUGGUGCCAGCCAUCAUCGCCUCGUCCGGCCGUCUCAACAGUCCACCAUCACGAAGAACCUUAGCUUUAUCCCCUUUGACAUUUUCCUCACGGCCGGACAUCUCUCCCUCUUAACUUACGCCUCUACCCGCGGUCCCGCCAAAACCCACGGUCCAAGUGAAGAACGUCUGGGCAAGAGUGCCCUUAACAUGCCUGAACCAGACCAAGACAUCUCCCAGACCCAAACCUCCGAUAUCUCAAUGCUGACGGCAGAUGAUCUCCUGAACAGUAAGGGUACCCGAAGCAUCAGUGGUGGGAUCUAUACUUUAGAGAGCCUCUCGGCCCCCGCGCGUUCUUCUGCCCGGCAGGCGUUGGGGGUGACGGUUGUCAGACAGCCAGGCCGCCGAGCAGCAGACGAUUCUGUUCUGGAGCCCCUGCUCUACUUGCAAAUUCAACAGCCUUCAGCCCUACUCAGCUGCCACCACCGUAAGCAGAGGCUGGAGCUGUCUGUCUUUGAUGUGGCCCUCAAGGGUGUUUCCACCAGCUACAAAUGCCUAGACCCUGGGAAGUCUCUGCCGGAAGCCCUGGACUACAGCGUGUUCUGGCUGCAGACAGUAGCUGGAGAGGCUGACAACCGCACAGGCAUCCCUCCUCCCCUGCUUACACUACAAAUCAAGGACUUCCUCAAUGGUCCAGCUGACUUGAAUGUGGAGCUCUCCCGUCCACUGAAGAGUAACCUCACUUUGGCCAAAGUGGAGCAGGCCAAGGGCUUCCUGAGGAAGAUCUUCCCUGAGAGCACGCAUGAGCCUACCAAAGCACCAUCUACCCCACAGUCCUCUCCGCAGAAGACUUCUGUGUCACGUGGUCUGACUGGACCAGUUAGUACAGCUUCUUCACCAACCAGUAUCUGGACACUGGCCAACUCCCUCCAGACCCUCGCUCCUUUUCACAAGGUCUCGCUCCAUACCGUCCAAAUGGUUGUCGUCAUGGAGACAGAGAGCCACGUUGCAAGGCCUAGUUUGACAGUGGGUGUAUCUGGUAUGACUGGCAGCUUGAUCAUGAAGAGUGGGCCUAAGGUGACUGAUCCAGUUCAACUAACAUCAGUUGUGUUGGAGCUGGAGGAUGUUCUGGUGAAGACUGGUCUAAAAGAUCACAGUCAGGUGCUGCUGGGGCCUUUCUCCUGCAGUGCUGACCUGGAGGCUCGCUGGUGCCGUCACAGUGGUAGCCCUGGCCCAGAACCAGGCCCUCCCAAAUUACUGCUGGACCUCAAAGGAGGCCUUUUACAGGUCUUCUGGGGACAAGAGCAGAUGAACUGCGUGACUCUGGUGCACGAGCACCUCCAGGGCUACCUGAGCAAAGCUGAUUCAGCUGAGUUAAAGCCUGAGGAACAUGCCCUUCACACCCAACCCCCUCCAUCACCACGUCCCCGAUCUCCCCGCACUGAACACAGCUCUGAUGACCUGCGCACUGGCCUGUUCCAGUACAUCCAAGACUCCGCCUCUCAGAAAUUGCCGGGAGCUCAUGAGGUGGUCUUCUACAAUGAAACAGACGACAGUCCUGGGAUGAUGCUGUGGAGAUACCCCGAGCCCAGGGUCCUCACCUUUGUUCGGAUCACUCCUGUUCCAUUCAACACCACGGAGGAUCCAGACAUCAGCAUGGCAGAUCUGGGAGAUGUUCUACAGGUCCCUUGCAGUCUGGAGUACUGGGAUGAGCUACAGAGAACUUUCGUGCCUUACCGUGACUUCAGCCUGUCAGAGAGCAGUGCCUGUGAACUGCAGCUGCCCAGUCUCAGCCUGGAACACCAGCAGAAGGACCUGGUGGCCUCUGACCUCUGGAGAGUGGUGCUCAAUAACACAGCUGAUGGAGGGGAUGAGCAGAGUUCAGACAGUGAGUCGGGCUCCCAGGUCCCCUGUGACCAGCUGGUCUCACCCACUGCUCUGGCUGCCUGCACUCGCGUGGAUUCAUGUUUUGCCCCCUGGUUUGUGCCCUCGCUGGGUGUCUCUCUUAAGCUGGCCCACCUGGAGAUCCACCUUUGCCACCACCUGGAGCAGCUGGGCACAGUUCCAUCUCAGAGGCUCCGUCCCUUCCUGCCAGACAGAAAGUUACCUCAAGAUCAAGAAUACGCGGUUUUGGGAGCUCGUGAGCCACGACUGUACCUACGACAGUGGAGCGGCGGCAACAUGCUCUGCCAAGAACUUAAUUUCUCCUCUGAGCUGAACUGCCAGCUACUGGAGUACCGCAACCUCACCAUGCUACCGCUGGUGCAGCCCUUCCACCUACGGGGCCAGGCCACCGCCACACUCUGGCCUCAGGGCCAGAGACAUCUGGACUGCAGCAUGUUUGUGGAGCCUAUCCAGGCCUCUGUCAGCCAGUACAUAGUACACACGCUGGACCUGGCCAGACAGGGUUGGCAGCAGAACCUGAACCCCGAGGCAGACGAGCUGGUCUUCAGCCACUAUGUGAUUUGCAACGACACUCAGGAGACGCUCCGCUUUGGCCAGGUGGACACCGAUGAGAACGUACUCCUGGCCAGCGUUCACAGCCACCAGUACUGCUGGCGCUCUCACAAGACUCCACAGCUGCUGCACAUCUGCAUUGAGGGUUGGGGGAACUGGCGGUGGUCGGAGCCAUUCAGCAUCGAUAACGUGGGGACACUGGUACGAACCAUCCAGUACAAAGGCCAGACCGCCUCACUCAUCAUUAAGGUCCAGCAGCUGAACGGCGUUCAGAGACAGAUCAUUAUAUGUGGCCGACAGGUAAUGUGCAGUUACCUGAGCCAGGCCAUAGACCUGCGUGUAGUGCAGCACUAUGUGGGCCCAGAUGGACAGACGGUGGUUCGGGAACAUGUGGACUGUUUGGAGCCUGGUUGUAAACUGCCCUCCUACGUGCUGGAGGAUGAUGAGAUGACGGAGCUGUGUGUGAGAGCCCAUGGGGAUGAAGACUGGUCCCAGGACGUGUGUCUGGAGAAGAAGGACAAAAGCAGCAGCUCUGUGGUACAGGUGCCAUGUUCCAAUGGGUCUUUGCUCUAUGUGUGGUGCACUCUGAUUACACUGGAGCAAAACGCUCCCAUGCAACAGAGAGUUGUGGUCUUCAGUCCACUCUUCAUCAUGAGAAGCCACCUUCCUGAUCCUGUCAUCAUCCAUGUGGAGAAGAGGAGUCUUGGACAGAAGGAGAGUCAGCUUAUCCGGGGGCAGGGCCACGAGGAGGCUCUGCUUAAUGUGGAGGCAGACCUGACUCACCACCUCACCUUCCAGGCCAGAGAAGAAGAAGACGCUUCACACUGCGCUGUACCCAUUUCCACCAGUCUGAUUAAACAGAUCGUGAAUAAGACCUCCACAGAGGACUCCCUAGAGCACAUCCUUUCUGACUUCUAUGGAGUAAAGAGCUCUGCCCAGUUACCUUGGCCCUACACCAGCAAAGACUUGGAAAGGUCCAGUGGAGAGUCUCUGGCCCAGUGGGACAGCCCCAUGCAGGUGAAGCUUUCUGCCUGGAAAAACGGCCUCAACACCAUGCUCAUCGAGCUGCUGCCGUGGGCCAUACUGGUCAACCAGUCCCACUGGGACCUGUGGCUGUUUGAGGCGGAGAAAAUCAUCCUUCAGAUCCCUGCUGGGAAGGCUAUCGUGCCGCCCAAUUUCCAGGAAGCAUUCCAGAUUGGCAUUUACUGGGCCAACACAAACACAGUCCACAAGUCUCCGGCCCUGAAGCUGGUGCAUGACUUAACAUCACCACGCUGGAAAGAGGGAUCCAGCACAGAGCUGCUGACUCUGGAUGAAGAGGGAUAUGUGUAUGCUGACAUCAGCCUGGGAGCUUUUCCCAGUCGACAGAAGCUUUGUCAGUUCUGUGUCUCGUCUGUGGUAAGACAUGGGAUCCAGGUGUUGCAGAUUGAGGACAGAACCAUCCUCGUCAACAACACACCUUACGCUAUCGGCUAUAGAGCCCUGCUCUCAGAGCACGCGCUGGCCUCCGCAGAUCAGCCUUUCAGUGGCCCCGAUGCAAGUGUGUUUACCAUGGACCCGAUGGUGGAAAAUCAGCCCACUGUCUGUGCUGUCCCAUGCUGGGAGGUAGUGAGAGAAAGCCCUACGGCGGAGCUGGAGUCCCCCUUGCCUCUCAAACACAUGGUCUUUAGCAGCUGUUCCUCAGGGGUGGAGCAUGCCUGGAGCCUGCCCGCACCCGUUCGGCCAGACUUCCCCCGGCAGAGCGUGGCCGUACCCAGGGUGCCGUGCUCCAGCGGUAGCCUCAGCACCAGGGCCCUGGUCCUGACCUAUCAGGAGCACUUUGGUAUAACGUAUAUCACAUUAAGUGAAGAUCCCUGUCCGCGAAUGCUGAUUCAUAACAGAUGCCCUAUGGGCAUGCUACUUAAGGAAAAUAUUAAAGAGACGCCCAGGACAGAGGUGUUUUGUCACCCACUGCCUCCGCUCUCAUCGCAGCACCACGAACUCUAUCACCACGCCUCAAACUUCCCCGACUGUCGGCAGAGAGAACCGCUGCCCACCUUACUGCUGCGUGCCUGUCCGGACCCCCAAAUCAGCCCCCAAAACACGCCUGAAUGGACAGACGCUAUCGAUAUUAAUAGCCCUGGGACACAGGUCGUGUUCCUGCCAAGUUUUGGUUGUUUGUACAUUGAUGUGACUCACCAGAGUGGCACCAUCAUUCUGACGUUAGCCCCCGAAAGUUGUGCUGCUUCAGUCAUAAGUCAACAUCACAGGUAUACGGUCUCCUUUAGAGUGCUGUUGAGUGAGAUCAGCGUGGCGCUCUGUGAUGACACCACCAGCCCCACGGGCUCCAUCGAGCUGCUCCGACUGACAAUGUCCAAGCUCCUGGUGCACUCCACCCCACCGCCUGAGCAGGGAGACAGUGGGGCAGAUGCCAGGGUCACCAGUGGAAGUCUUAUUCAGGUUCACUGUGCCAGCCUGCAGGUGGACAACCAGCUCUAUAACCGUGCCAGCUUCCACUUCCCCGUGUUACUGUGUCAGGAGCAUCGAGCAGAGCUUUCGGUCUGGACCAGCGAAGCCAACCCGAUGCUCUCGUCUCAGGCCCUGGAGGAGUACUGCAACGCCUGCUUCCUCGUUCUUGGUGUGACGCUGGCCGAGGACGGACACCGUUUAGACCAGGUCACGUUCCAGCUGAAGCCUGCGCGCAUAUACCUCGAGGACACCUUCGUGUACUACAUCAAAACCCUGUUACAUACGUACUUACCGGACACUACCCCGGUGACGGGGUCUAAGAGACGCGGCUUGGCUUUGCCGGCGUUGGUACUGCAGUCUAUGCAGGCCUUGGUUCAUCCCCUUCGACUACAGAGGCUGGUCAUCCAACCGGUCAGCUUGUUGGUCAGCAUCCAUGCUUCCCUCAAGCUGUACAUCGCCUCCGACCACACGCCGCUGUCUUUUUCGCUGUUCGAGAGGGGUCCGCUCUGCACCACGGCCAGACAGCUGGUACACGCCCUCGCAAUGCACUAUGCUGCAGGGGCACUCUUCAGGGCAGGCUGGGUAGUUGGAUCUUUGGAGAUUCUGGGCAGUCCGGCCAGUCUGGUGCGCAGUAUUGGAAACGGCAUCGCCGAUUUCUUCCGUCUGCCUUAUGAGGGUCUGACCCGCGGGCCUGGUGCCUUUGUCAGCGGAGUGUCUAGAGGGACCACCUCAUUUGUCAAGCACAUCUCCAAAGGGACCCUUACCUCCAUAACCAACCUGGCCACUAGUUUGGCACGGAAUAUGGAUCGUCUCUCUCUGGAUGAAGAGCACUACACUCGGCAGGAGGAAUGGAGACGCCAGCUCCCAGAGAACCUCGGAGACGGCCUGAGACAGGGGCUCUCACGCCUGGGCAUCAGCCUCCUGGGGGCUAUCGCGGGUAUUGUGGACCAGCCCAUGCAGAACUUCACAAGGACUUGGGAGGUGCAGAGCUCUGCAGGCAGCAAAGCCAAGGGUGUCAUCUCCGGAGUGGGAAAAGGCAUCGUGGGAGUUUUCACUAAACCCAUUGGAGGGGCUGCUGAGCUGGUCUCCCAGACUGGAUAUGGGAUCCUACACGGUGCGGGUCUAUGGCAGCUUCCUAAACAGCUCUAUCAGCCUUCAGAGGGAAAGUCUUCUCAAGCGGCCAACAGCCACGUCAAAUACGUCUGGAAGAUGCUGCAGUCUCUGGGCCGGCCGGAGGUGCACAUGGCUCUGGAGGUGACGAUCGUGAGCGGUUCCGGUCAGGAGCACGCCGGCUGUCUGCUGCUGAGUGGGGAGGUGUUGUUUGUGGUCAGUCUGAGUGAAGACACACAGCAGCAGGCUUUCCCCAUCACUGAGGUGGAAUGUCAACAGAAUCCUCAACAGCCCAACCAGCUGACACUCACUCUGUGUCAACACAGGGUGACCAGCGACAACGAGGGCGAGGGUGUUCGGGAACGCCUGUCUGAGCAGCAGUACACCAGGCUGGUGGACUACGUGAAACGGGUCUCUCAGUACCUCUCCCCGUCAGCCACCAGCCUCCAGCAGCAGAGCCUCGUCACGGCUGCAGAGCCCCCACCUAACGUCACUAAAACCUACCACUACCUAGUGGACCCGGCCUUUGGCCGAGUCUUCGUCUGUAAGUUCAACAUGGUGAAGAACAAAGCUCUGCGCAUUGGCUUCCACUGAGAGAACCCCGGAGAGGCGGGCAAUGUCGCUGCUCAGGCGUCGGAAAACACUCUUAUACUCCAGUUUUGUCUACAUUCCACAGACCGGCUGGUCAGUUAGGGUUGUGUUUGUCGGCUUCCGAGGCGAUUUUCAGAGUUUUUGAAUGUUACAUGUUCUUGUAGCAUACGGGCUCUAACUACAUUAAUAGACUAAUAAUAAGACAGGAAGAGAUGAGGAGAUUGAUGAAAACAAGUUUAUACAUGAGGUGGAGUUUUUAUGUACCAGGCUCAGCAGCACACACAGAGUCUGUUUAAAAAGGGAAACACUUUAGUCUGAUUACUUUAGUUACAGAUUUUAUUUAAAGACACAAUAGCACAGAGACCUGCAAUGCCGCUAAACGCUCUCAUCAAAUAGCCUAACAAAACCAUAUGAUCAUAUGAACAAGACAUUUAUUGACCCGUUUUGAGAUGCAUCCAUCGCCUACUGUAUUUAUUAUGAAAAGAGCUGUCCAUAAGUGGAAGCACAGAUCUUUAUAGAGACAUUGCUAGACUGUUGCAUUAAUAUAAAAGCAAAUGGGUUGAAAGGCUAAGGAACACAUCUUUUGAAAUUGCAUUCCGUUCAUGUAAUUCAUGAGAGAGAUCAGUUUGUCAUUUACAGGUUAUGCCUUUGAACACUAAAGACUUUGGAGGAGUGUUCUGAGAUGUGUAAGAAGAGACAGC
Chanos chanos (milkfish) is the source of this 12788-nucleotide messenger RNA. RefSeq names its product vacuolar protein sorting 13 homolog B (gene vps13b). The transcript has 61 exons. The record is from RefSeq and is a predicted model, not a curated record. NCBI's taxonomy places the organism in Eukaryota, Metazoa, Chordata, Actinopteri, Gonorynchiformes, Chanidae. The coding region runs from base 37 to 12090 and encodes 4017 amino acids.